Castor canadensis (American beaver) is the source of this 2532-nucleotide messenger RNA. The record is from RefSeq and is a predicted model, not a curated record. NCBI's taxonomy places the organism in Eukaryota, Metazoa, Chordata, Mammalia, Rodentia, Castoridae.
UUUCCAAGAUUGCUGAAUGAUGGCGGACAGGGAAAAAAUGAAUUAACAGACUUUAAAUCAUAUAGCGUUUCACCUUAUGUCGAGAAAAAUCUUCUAAUGGAAAUACAUCAAGAAAUAUUUGACAUGGAUUUAACUACGGAAGGAAGAUUGGGAACACGGUGCCUGCUGCUCUCGCUUCUGCUCCUCGCAGCCUGGGAGGCGGGGAGCGGCCAGCUUCACUACUCGGUUCCCGAGGAGGCCAAACACGGCACCUUCGUGGGCCGCAUCGCGCAGGACCUGGGACUGGAGCUGGCGGAGCUGGUGCCGCGCCUGUUUCGGGUGGAGUCCACAGGCCACAGGGACCUUCUGGAGGUAAAUCUGCAGAAUGGCAUUUUGUUUGUGAAUUCUCGGAUCGACCGGGAGGAGCUGUGCGGGCGGAGCACGGAGUGCAGCAUCCACCUGGAGGUGAUCGUGGACAGGCCGCUGCAGGUUUUCCAUGUGGAGGUGGAGGUGAAGGACAUUAACGACAACCCUCCUGUGUUCCCAAUAAAGGAACAAAGAUUGCCGAUUUACGAAUCUAGGCUGCCAGAUUCUCUGUUUCCACUAGAGGGCGCAUCGGAUGCAGAUGUUGGAUCAAAUUCCAUCUUAACCUACAAGCUCAGUCCCAGCGAAUACUUUGGGCUAGAUGUGAAAACAAACAGCGAUGACAACAAACAAAUCGAGCUCGUGUUAAGAAAAUCCUUGGAUAGAGAGGACGCCCCUGAACAUAACUUGCUCCUGAUGGCCACCGAUGGAGGCAAACCUGAACUCACAGGCUCUGUUCAACUGCUGGUCGUCGUGCUGGAUGUGAAUGAUAAUGCUCCUAGGUUCGAACAGUCUGAAUACGAAGUUAGAAUAUUUGAAAACUCAGACAAUGGAACAACAGUCAUCAGACUGAACGCUUCUGAUCAAGACGAAGGAACGAAUGGGGCAGUUUCGUAUUCUUUUAAUAGCUUAGUUGCACCCAUGGUAACCAAGCAGUUUAAUAUAGAUCCAAAUACAGGAAAAAUUGUAAUUCAAGGAAAUUUGGAUUUUGAGCAAGUAAAUUUAUACAAAAUCCGCGUUGAUGCGACGGACAAAGGACACCCUCCGCUGGUGGGCCAUUGCACGGUUUUAGUGAGAGUGUUGGAUAAAAAUGAUAAUGUGCCACAGAUUGCACUGACUUCUUUAUCUUUGCCUAUCCAAGAGGACACUCAGUUGGGUACUGUCAUUGCCCUAAUCAGCGUGUCGGACCGUGACUCUGGAGUCAAUGGGCAGGUGACCUGCUCUCUGAAGCCAGAAGUUCCCUUCAAGCUAGUGUCCACUUUCAAGAAUUACUAUUCCCUGGUCCUUGACGGCGCCUUAGACCGAGAGACCAUAUCUGACUAUAAGGUGGUGGUGACCGCGCGGGACGGGGGCUCGCCCUCGCUGUGGGCCACGGCCAGCGUGUCCGUGGAGGUGGCCGACGUGAACGACAACGCGCCUGCGUUCGCGCAGCCCGAGUACACGGUGUUCGUGAAGGAGAACAACGCGCCGGGUUCGCACAUCUUCACGGUGUCGGCGCGGGACGUGGACGCGCAGGAGAACGCGCUGGUGUCCUACUCGCUGGUGGAGCGGCGGGUGGGCGAGCGCGCGCUGUCGAGCUACGUGUCGGUGCACGCGGAGAGCGGCAAGGUGUACGCGCUGCAGCCGCUGGACCACGAGGAGCUGGAGCUGCUGCAGUUCCAGGUGAGCGCGCGCGACGCUGGCGUGCCGCCCCUGGGCAGCAACGUGACGCUGCAGGUGUUCGUGCUGGAUGAGAACGACAAUGCGCCCGCGCUGCUGGGGCCUGCUGUGGGCGGCGCGGUGAGCGAGCUGGUGUCGCGGUCAGUGGGCGCGGGCCACGUGGUGGCGAAGGUGCGCGCGGUGGACGCGGACUCUGGCUACAACGCGUGGCUGUCUUAUGAGCUGCAGCCGGCGGCGGGUGGUGCGCGCAGCCCGUUCCGCGUGGGGCUGUACACGGGCGAGAUCAGCACGACGCGCGCCCUGGACGAGGCUGAUGCGCCGCGUCAGCGCUUGUUGGUGUUGGUGAAGGACCAUGGCGAGCCAGCGCUGAUGGCCACUGCCACCGUGCUGGUGUCUUUGGUGGACGGUGGUCAGACACCAAAGGCCUCUUCGAGGGCAUUGGUGAACGCUGCAGACCCAGAGGUAGCGCUGGUGAAUGUCAACGUGUACCUGAUCAUUGCCAUCUGCGUGGUGUCCAGUCUGCUGGUGCUCACGUUGCUGCUGUACACCGCGCUGCGUUGCUCAGCGGCGCCCCCCGGGAGCAUGUGCGGGCCUGGGAAGCCCAUGCUGGUGUGCUCCAGCGCGGUGGGGAGCUGGUCGUACUCACAGCAGAGGCGGCAGAGGGUGUGCUCUGGAGAGGUGCCACCCAAGACAGAUCUCAUGGCUUUUAGCCCUAGCCUUCCUCCUCAUACCGUUGGGGUGGAUAUGGGCGAGCAUCAGGAUUUAAAUGAAGAUCAUUAUGCAAGAGUAAGUCUGUAUUUUGAUAAUUAA